Thalassophryne amazonica is the source of this 1220-nucleotide messenger RNA. It is a transcript of the gene ntd5, whose product is annotated as ntl-dependent gene 5. The transcript has 8 exons. The record is from RefSeq and is a predicted model, not a curated record. Lineage: Eukaryota; Metazoa; Chordata; Actinopteri; Batrachoidiformes; Batrachoididae.
UCUCUCCCCCCUCUCCCACCAUGGUUCCCCUUCCUUCUAAAUGCUGUGUGUACACGUCUCCCCUCACUUUGUCUGAGGCCUGGCUGUAAGGAUGGACUUUGCGCUGCUGCUGCUGUGGCUGUGGGCUCUCACAGGCUCUGUGUUUCUGCAGGUUGCAGAUUCGUGCCCCGAGAGAACUGUGGGAGUGGAGAAGAGCAGGACAUGUCUUCGGACCGUGUAAAAGCACACAGACUGUGGCAGCAGGCGUGUAUGUCUGUGUGAUGGCCAGUGUGGUCUCAGCUGUGUGGCUUCAGGUCGCACUUGUCCGUGGCCUCUACCCCCCACUGAAAACUCAAUAGCUCGCCUCCUCUCUUCCACUCACUCCUUUUCUUCCUUGCUUGAAGUGCAGUGCAAGCCGGGAUACACGUUGCCCAGUGGCACCAAUGCCACUGUUCGCCGUUGUCAAGGUGACCGCCAGUGGAGUGGGGAUGAGCCCAUCUGCACAGAGACCCUGCCAACUAACCCCACUGCUGCCCGAACCUGCCCAGUGCCUGAUGAUGUCAUCAACACCUUUAGGAUCCAGGGCAGCACUGCCGUAGGAACCUUCAUCCACUACAGUUGUCUGUCUGGAGCUGCUAUAGUGGGGAGCAGUGAAAAUUUCUGUCAAGACAAUCAAACCUGGAAGUACACUCACCCCACAUGUAAAAAAAUGCAUUGCCUGCCUCCUAAAGAAGUGGAGAAGGGCUUUGUGGUUGCUGUCCGAAAGUCUGAGUAUGAGGUGGGCUUUGAGAUCCAUUACCUUUGUAAAAAGGACUUCCUCCUGGAUGGACCACAAAGAAUCACCUGCCUGUCAAAUGGCAGUUGGAGUGCUUCCUCACCAUACUGCAGAGCUCGCUGUGUCAUCCCUGCUCAGCGAAGCCGCGUAGUGAUCGGCGGAGAGAAGCGCUGGCCGUUUGAUGUCACGGACACCAUGGUUCCCCACAGAGAAAAUGUGACGUUCUACUGCAAACAUCCUAAUAAGCAGUGCAGCUUCACUAAAACCCAAACCUGUUUUGAUGGAAAACUGCAGCCACCAGGGUGUUACGUUGAACCAACAUGGUUGCAGUACAAACUCUUCCCUCACCGUCUGGUCUCAGAGAUUGAAGCGUGUGAGCAUGGUGAUGUGGAUGGAUGACCUAACCUCGACCUCUAAACAUCGUGUCACCUGAGGAAAACUACACCAGCACUCUACCCCAUCGUAU